Molecule: messenger RNA, 522 nt
Organism: Colletotrichum costaricense
Lineage: Eukaryota; Fungi; Ascomycota; Sordariomycetes; Glomerellales; Glomerellaceae
Exons: 2
Coding region: 1-522 (173 amino acids)
Source: RefSeq, a predicted model, not a curated record
AUGCUAGUUCGGUCCCAGACUUUGCAGCUGUCCUCAUCCACGCCCGGUGCAGCGCACCACAUGUUGAUGUUCACGCCCGAUGCUCCAUGUUCUCUUGGUGACUGGUCACAGCACGGUGGCUCCCAUGGCUCGUCGACGAGUGGAAUGGCCCCAUGCCGGAGACGAGAUCCACAAAUGGGGCGGGUCCCCCUCCUGCUGGUGCUGGUGCUGGUGCUGGUGCUGCUAGAGUGUGAGAGGGGUACGUACCUACCUAGCCGUACCGGAGGGAAGGACACACCAGAAUUGCGACAGACACCCGACAGCCCAGAGACACAUUCCAGCCAGCCAGCACCAAGCAUACCAAGCGUCAGCACAGGCACUGGGACACUUGGGACCGGGGAUUGGGACUGCGACUACGACUGCGACCAGGGGUGUGUUGUGUGUGGAAUCGCGAACUGUGUGGAUGGGGGUGGUCGUGGCGGGUGGGGAGACGACGAUACGUACCGCCAGAAACCUAUCCCAGCAACAAUCCACAAUCCAUAA